This is a messenger RNA of Haliotis rufescens (red abalone), 795 nucleotides long. RefSeq names its product C3 and PZP-like alpha-2-macroglobulin domain-containing protein 8. The transcript is spliced from 4 exons. Lineage: Eukaryota; Metazoa; Mollusca; Gastropoda; Lepetellida; Haliotidae. The coding region runs from base 1 to 795 and encodes 264 amino acids. The record is from RefSeq and is a predicted model, not a curated record.
AUGACCGAUGCUGCUGCAACAGGAGCACUCAACAAAUCUGAGCGUCCACUUCUGAUCAUAUACACUGAUUAUAAACCCGUGAUUAAAUCUCACAUCCGAGAUCUAGCAAAAGAAGUGGGACACCCAACUGAUAUCUAUCAACCGGAUGUAUGUUCCGAAGACCCUAUUCCAAACGCAACCUGUAGUUCUGAGUCCAAGAUGGCAGGGAGUAUCAGAUCUUGUACCUGUAAGACCAACUACAGAGAUGUACCGCUGGACGUCGUUAGUGUCAACAACACCUGCCUCGUCAAUGGCAGCUGGACUCCACCCUUGAUUAACUGCACAGGUCCCUACAUCAGACUGACCACGCCUAGCACCAGCACAUACACCUUCCAACAGAUAUCUGCCAGCAACCUACACACAAUAACAGGCGGCACCUCUACCAUGGUGUUUCUGGUCAAGGCGUGCCACGAUGCCAACUUUGCUCUACACACAAGUCCUAACAACUACACCACUGAUGUGUAUGAAGUGGGCUUUGGUGGGUAUGCGAACACGAAAUCCUUUAUUGGUGAAUGCAUUCAGUGCAGUAUCAUGGAUUCCCAUAUUGAAUCAUCUAUUGUAUCAUGUAACGAGUACAGACCAUUUUGGCUCAGCUGGAAGAAUGGCGUCAUCUCUGCGGGAAGAGGACCGGUUGCUGGGACCCAGAAAUUCAUGCAAUGGACGCCAACUCAAGCCAUUGUGAUAAAUCACGUUAGUAUCAGUACCUAUAUUAAUAAUCCUGAGGAGAAGCUGUUUACAGAUGACGACCCAGGAUAA